CUAAAAUUGGGGUUGGGCAAUGUUGUUGCGUCUGAACGAUGACGUAACUACGUAAAAAGCUGUCGACUCGGAACUGGCUCACAUUUUUUGCACCGGCACAGUAACGUUAUGCAAAGCAGGGGGCCAUGGCUUGGAAGUCGAGGACCCGCAACCUGCAGGUGUUUGACACGGAGCUGAGCGCCGACACGGCGGAGUGGUGUCCUCUGUCCUCCAGACAACACCUCCUGGCCUGUGGGACCUAUCAGCUGCAGAAAGGGGCUGGGGAGGAGGAUGCUGCACCGAGCCGGACCGGUCGUUUGUACCUUUUUGAAUUUCGGCGAGAGGGAUCGAUGAGCCCCCCUCUCAUUGAGCUACAGCGCAUGGACACAGCAGCUAUUUUAGAUUUGAAAUGGUGCCAUGUGCCGGUGUCAGGGGAGGCGGUGCUGGGACUGGCAGCUGCCACCGGAGAGCUGCAGCUGUACACACUGUCACACAGUCAGGAGGGGGGCCGCAGCCUGCACCCUCUGUGCAGUUUGGAGGUGGGGGCCGAUCGGCUGGCUCUGUCUUUAGACUGGUCUACUGGAAGAAUGGACAGCAGUGAUGUGCGGGUGGUGUGCAGUGACUCAGCGGGCUGCGUCAGCGUGCUUUCUCUGGCUGAAGGCGCUCUGGUCUCACUCUCCCAGUGGAAGGCUCAUGACUUCGAGGCCUGGAUCUCUGCCUUCUCCUACUGGGACACACAGCUGGUGUACUCUGGCGGUGAUGAUUGCAAACUGAGAGGCUGGGAUCUCAGGGCCGGUCCGGCCUGCCCCACUUUCACCAGUAAAAGGCACUCAAUGGGUGUGUGCAGUAUUCACAGCAACCCGCACAGAGAACAUAUCCUGGCAACAGGCAGCUACGAUGAGCAGGUUCUGCUGUGGGACGGCAGGAACAUGCGGCAGCCUCUCAGUGAGACUCCGCUGGGGGGGGGAGUGUGGAGGCUGAAGUGGCAUCCGACCCACGAGCAGCUGCUGCUGGCCGCCUGCAUGCACAACGACUUCCACAUCCUCCACUGCCAGCAGGCCCUCGAGGCCAGUGGAGGAGCAUGUCCUGUGGUAGCCUCCUACAUACUCCACAACUCUCUGGCGUACGGAGCCGACUGGUCCCACCUGUCCCUGGAGGAAGCGGCCCCAUGCUCCCCUGUCGCUGCAGAACCCAAGGAAAGCCUCACAGAGAGCGGAGGGCACUUGAGGAUUCAGUAUGAAUCUCCCACAGCCAGCUUUGAUACUUCCUUGGAGGACGAUGCAGGACGAUACAUCCCAGAGAGCAUUGCAGCGCCCGCUGUCCUGCCUGCUGCAGCCCCUGUCUUCAGCUCUAAAGAGGACGCCCCUUCACUGUCCUGUCUGCUGGCCAGCUGCUCUUUCUAUGACCACAUGCUCCAUGUGUGGCGCUGGGACUGGACUCCAGAGGAACCAGAGCAAUGCUGACCCGGCUGGAGCUCUGGGUGCAUUGACACUAAAGAAAUAUCUUCUGUUGUAUUAUAACAUGUACCUAAGUAAUGCAGGAUGUACAGCCCCACUUCAUCACACAAUUUAACAUAUCAAGGAUAAGUAAACCCUGUAUUCAAGAAACUUGAUUGUUAUAAUAAAACUUUGAUUUAAACAAAUUGCUUAUA
Trematomus bernacchii (emerald rockcod) is the source of this 1630-nucleotide messenger RNA. RefSeq names its product diphthamide biosynthesis 7 (gene dph7). NCBI's taxonomy places the organism in Eukaryota, Metazoa, Chordata, Actinopteri, Perciformes, Nototheniidae. Gene Ontology annotation, molecular function: protein binding. The record is from RefSeq and is a predicted model, not a curated record. The transcript is spliced from 10 exons. Bases 126 to 1442 code for a protein of 438 amino acids.